GCACGGGCUGUGCGCUGGGGUCCUCGGCAAGGGGAGGCCCCUGUGCUCACCAGCCGGGAGAGCAGCGGCGGCUGCGGCGCGCAAGUCUCGGGCCAGCGGGGAGCGGCAGCACCGAGGGAGACCUUGGAGGUGCUGGGAGGCAUGGACUGUGAGCACACAGCAGUUCCACAAGUCACCAUUCAUGGCAGGAGUCCAGCUGUGCCUUAACCUGGCAAAGGAAAAGGGUAGGAUCAGACAGAUCGGGGAUUGCCCAUGAGUGGAAGGCCUUGGAGACCAGAGCCCAGUCAUCAGCAAGCAGGGUGAGGACAGCAUGAUGGUGGACAGUCCUGCAGAAUGCGGCCAGGGCAGGGCAGAGUUUGGCAGAGUCUUUGCUGGUUUUGUGCCCACAGAGCUGGCAGCAGUGGCAGAAAUCAGCAAGCUUGCGCCUGUACUGAGAGACCGCAGGCCCAUGGCAGCUGCUGGUGCCACCACUCUGAUCUGUGGGGACUGUGGCAAGAGCUUUGCCAGGAAGUCAGACUUCAAAGUGCACCAGCGGAUCCAUACGGGCGAGAGGCCCUACAAGUGCUCCUACUGCAGCAAGGGCUUCUACCAGGCCUCCAUGGUGCGGCGGCACGAGCGCACACACACUGGCGAGAAGCCCUACCGCUGCUCUGUGUGCGAUAAGUCCUUCGCCCGCUCCACCUCGUUACUGAUCCACCAGAACACUCAUACCGGCGACCGGCCAUAUGAGUGUCCCUUCUGCGAGAAGACCUUCUCUGACCCCUCCACCCUGCUCCAGCAUCGCAAGAUGCACAUGGGCCUCAAGCCCUUCCAUUGCAGCAUCUGCAACAAGUCCUUCAGCCAGUCAUCCAGCUUCACCUUCCACCGGGCUACUCACACCAAUGACCGCCCCUUUGUCUGCUCCGAGUGCGGCAAGGCCUUCAUCCGCUCCACUGCCCUGCUCAAGCACCGGCAGACCCACGUCCAGAAGGCCUUUCGCUGUGGGGAGUGCGGCAAGGUUUUCCCCAAACUCUCAGGCCUCCGCUCCCACCAACGGAUGCAUGCCCAAGGCCACCGGAUAGAGAUGGAGUUGAGGGAGGAGGAGCGGAGCUGCUGGGAUGUUCCCACGCUGAGGUUCCAAGCCCAUGACCCUCUGGCCCCGGACUGUCCCCUGCCCAGAUUGGCUGUGCAGCCUGAAUCCAGUUGACCCUAGGACUGUAUGUUCAACCCUGCCCAGUUUCACAUAGCUGCAGUUGGGUAUUGGAGAUAUUGCCAAUGAAAAUGUUACGUAUACAGGUCCAAAUUCCUCUCCAUCCCAUAUAGACCUGCUGGUAUUCCACUUUCUAGUACCUAUCCUUCACAACAGACAAGAAUUCUCCUCCAUAUCACAUAGACUGGCCACCUCGCUUCCUAUCAUACCUCUCACCUGUCCCACCUUUUGGAGCUGAAUCCCUCUCUAUCCUGCUGCAGUUACCUCACUUUCUCAGCCUAUGACCUCAUCCAGUCUGAUAAGCUAGGUGAGUCAUGCUGGGCCAGAACUUCAAUGGGAGACCUUCAGGGAAAACACAGCUUAGCUCUAAAGAGAUCAAGCACCAACUUCUAGCCCUGCUCUUAUCAGCUCCAUGGGCUCUGGGCUCCCCUUAUGCCUGCUGAGGACCAGCUCCCCACUCUCUCAAGUGUUUGAAGCAUUGGAUGUAGACAAUGGCGGGCACAUUUCAAUCCAGCGGAGACCUUCCUCUUGUUACAAUUUCAACAUGGCCAGUGAAGAGGCUGCCUCUCUCCUAGUGUUCUGCGCUCAACUUGCUGUCUCUGAAACCAGAGCCCAUUCAACCUGCAGCCCUGCCAAUCUCAUUUGGACCACACAGCACCCUCUCACCCAAUGCUAGGAGUCUUCUGGGCAGUGAUAGCUAGUCUCUGGUGCCACCUGGACCCCUCCAGUUUGUUCUAGAUCAGCAUGUUGAUGAAUUCCUGCCAUUUCUCUGGAAACUGUUUGUCCAAGUGCUCCCAAUUCAAGUUUCAUUCUUCUUUGAAACCAGAAGAAAUCUCCCAUCCUGAAAAAUGUUCAGCCUGGGAGUCCAGGAGGGGGAGAGAAAAGAGUUGAACACAGACUGUAAUUUACUGAAACCCAAUGGAAGUGAGGGGUGUCUCCUCAUCAAAUCCUCCUCCUCUCUUUCAGCAAGAAGAGGUGGCUCAGAUAAAGCAGCUUUGAUGGAUAUGGGGGAGAGAGAAAUAUUACCUGAUAAUUGUUUUUCUGCAUCGUAACACGCGCGCACACACACACACAGUUGGAACUGAGCAAGUGAUAAGGAGGAACAGUAAUAUAUUAGUUCAAAGAUGAUCUAUUGAAGCUGCAGAAUUUAGAGGGUGUGAAAUGUCUAAACAGAGAUGUGGCAGAUCAAAGGCUAGGCAGCAGCAAAAUGGGAUCCAUUAUAGAUCCCCUUGUGAGAUUUCUGAGACUCCGAACUGCUAGAGGUGUGCUGGGAGUGGCAAGGAAGAGAAAUCAGCCUAUAUAUUUCAUCCUCUUCUAGUCCUGCUGCCAGGGUCUCUGGCCUGCAGUGAUUGCCUCCCACUAUAGUCUUACUGGCAGGAAGGUGGGGGCAUGGAAUAGGCUGUGGGCUGACAAGUAGCCACAGCUGACCUGUGUGACUGCAUGAUCACUACCAUUGCUUGGGCCUGAUCAUGUUAUCAGCAACUUUGGAAGAGUCCAUAUUUAUUUUAAUAAACAAUUACACAGGAACGGAAAACUUCCUGAGGACGCUGCUAUCGAGAAACUAAGCACUGCAGAGCUGGCAAGUAGCUAAGACACUGCCACCUCAUUGUGAUGAAAUGAAAUCUCUGUUACUA
This is a messenger RNA of Mauremys reevesii (Reeves's turtle), 2823 nucleotides long. Its product is annotated as zinc finger protein 239-like. Gene Ontology annotation, biological process: regulation of transcription by RNA polymerase II. NCBI's taxonomy places the organism in Eukaryota, Metazoa, Chordata, Testudines, Geoemydidae. The transcript is spliced from 3 exons. The record is from RefSeq and is a predicted model, not a curated record. Gene Ontology annotation, molecular function: DNA-binding transcription factor activity, RNA polymerase II-specific; RNA polymerase II cis-regulatory region sequence-specific DNA binding. Bases 311 to 1186 code for a protein of 291 amino acids.